AUGACAGAGGAGAGUGGGGAUGCUUUUGUUUUGCGCUACCAGGACACAAAGGAGAGGGCAACCAACAACACGCCAAUGACACUACUCCAUUGCGCCUGGUCAUGGCACGUGCUCCCUUCUAACCGAUGGGCAUUGCUAGCAUAUGAUUACUUGCACUACAGAAUACCCAGCAGCGGCCACACAACACCGUCACCGCCUCAAUCGCCGCUUCGUUCACCUAGGUACCGUCACGGAAGUGGAGGAGGAGGCCGGUCCAAGCCUGGCCGGUUCACCCCUUCUUCCUAUCCGCCUGGACGGUCCCUCGCACACCGCCUCGCUUGGUUCCUCCUUUCUCUCCUCCUCCGCCGCCAGGGGAUUUUCCUUUUCGCUCCUCUCAUUUAUAUUUCUGGUAUGCUUUUGUACAUGGGAACGGUAUCGUUCGAUGUUGGCCCUAUAAUUGACCAUAAGCCCGCUCCUGGUUCGGUUUAUCGGAGCCCUCAGAUUUAUGAGAAGCUUCGACCGGAAAUGGAUUCCGAUAAUUCCUCUACUGAUGCGUUGCCUGCUUUCUUCUGCCAAAAGAAGCUGGGCAUCAUUGAAUCUGGGUAUUCUGGUAUUUGUAUGGUUAAUGAUAGCUUACCGGAUUCAAAUGGUUACAUCUAUGUUGAGGCAAAUGGUGGCCUGAAUCAACAGAGGACUUCGAUAUGCAAUGCGGUUGCUGUGGCAGGCCUUCUUAAUGCAACUCUUGUCAUUCCUAAGUUUCAUUAUCAUAGCAUCUGGAGAGAUCCUAGGCCGGUUUUAAUUACAAAUGCUCAGAUUUCCCAAUUUGGUCAAAACCAGAAGAAGCUGCUUAGUGUACUGUUAAAAUGCACGCUGAAAUCAAAUGAACUUACAACAGCUCAUGCUCAUGCAAUGCCUAUUCCUGAAUAUCUUAUGGAGCGUUAUGAUAACAACUUGACGAAUGUCCAGAACUUCCGAGUAAAAGCAUGGGCACCCGUUCAGUAUUACAGAGAUGUUGUCCUUCCAAGGCUAUUAGAAGAAAGGGUCAUAAGGAUUUCUCCUUUUGCAAAUCGCUUAUCUUUCGAUGUUCCUCCAGCUGUCCAACGGCUAAGAUGUUUGGCAAAUUAUGAAGCUUUGAGGUUCUCAAAUCCAAUAUUAACUAUGGGAGAAACAUUGGUUGCAAGAAUGAAAGAACGCAGUGCGAGCCAUGGUGGAAAGUAUAUUUCUAUUCAUCUUCGCUUUGAAGAGGACAUGGUUGCUUUCUCUUGCUGCGUAUUUGAUGGUGGAGAGCAGGAAGCUGUAGACAUGAAAGCAGCAAGGGAAAGAGGUUGGAAAGGAAAAUUUACGAAGCCUGGUCGAACUAUACGUCCUGGGGCAAUUAGGCUCAAUGGGAAGUGUCCCCUUACUCCUUUAGAGGUUGGCUUGAUGCUUAGGGGCAUGGGUUUUGAUAAAAACACUUAUAUCUAUUUGGCCUCUGGAAAGAUUUACAAUUCUGAAAAAUACAUGGCCCCUCUGUUGGAAAUGUUUCCAAAUCUGUUAACUAAAGACAUGCUGGCAUUGGAUGAGGAACUUGAUCCAUUCAAGAAUUAUUCGUCCAGGAUGGCUGCAAUAGACUACACGGUGUGUCUUCACAGUGAGGUCUUUGUGACAACUCAGGGUGGCAACUUCCCCCAUUUUUUGAUGGGCCAUAGAAGAUUCUUGUAUGGUGGACACUCAAAGACAGUCAGGCCAGACAAGCGAAAGCUAGCAUUGCUCUUUGAUAAUCCGAAAAUCGGAUGGAAGAGCUUCAAGCGACACAUGCUGAAUAUGCGGUCUCACAGUGAUUCUAAAGGAUUUGAACUCAAAAGGCCUAAUGACUCCAUAUAUUCCUUUCCAUGCCCAGAUUGCAUGUGCCGUGUGAACAGAACAGAAGAUUCAAGAUCAUCUUCAGCGACGCAAACCAUUAUUGACGAUGAUGAUAUGUACCGAUGCUACACAAAGGAGGCAUAUAGACUCGAGGACAAAGCAAAACUGUGUGAGCUGAGUUACUAUAGUUUGCAAGCGUGA
Dovyalis caffra is the source of this 2022-nucleotide messenger RNA. Lineage: Eukaryota; Viridiplantae; Streptophyta; Magnoliopsida; Malpighiales; Salicaceae. The record is from the annotation of a GenBank genome assembly.